Messenger RNA from Antechinus flavipes (yellow-footed antechinus), 1506 nucleotides. RefSeq names its product lysosomal enzyme trafficking factor (gene LYSET). The transcript is spliced from 3 exons. The coding region runs from base 707 to 1102 and encodes 131 amino acids. The record is from RefSeq and is a predicted model, not a curated record. NCBI's taxonomy places the organism in Eukaryota, Metazoa, Chordata, Mammalia, Dasyuromorphia, Dasyuridae.
GAUCUUCCCGGGGAAUCCAGGAUGUCCGGUCCCUUCAGCUCUGGCCGCGGGGCCUCUUCCCCACUUUCCCUCCGCCGGGAGCGGCGCAGCGUAGGACUUCUUGGGAGGGCACAUCGCUAUCCCGAGGAAGCGGCGGCUCAGUCCCGUAUUCGGGGCUGGUUGCCGGGCUUCGGAAGAAGGACGGGGAGAGAGAGAGAGAGCGAUCCCGGGGAUGCGGUGGAAGGCUCCGGGGCGUGGCCGGGCGGGGGCGGGGCCAGCGCCUUGGAGGGUCCACAUGACUUGAGGGCUUGGUCACGCUUCUGUUAAUCACCUCUAGCUCUUAGCCCGUUUACCUAGACCUGAGGACAGUUCGUGGGGCUUAGUCCUGAGUGAUGCCAUACAUGUUUGCCUGCCUCUUUUCGUCUGGGCAGAAAGUAGUAAUUGAGGGAAGUUUGAGGAAACUAGGGCUGUUACUUUCUUUUGAGGUCAGUUCCGAAGAGGAUUUCGUUUUUUUUUGUGGUCGCCUCCUCUGAAAUGCCAAAACACCCCAAGUAUUCUGAGUUAAUUGUAACUCUUGCCGUGGGAAAAGGAAGGAUGGGAGCUCUGAGAACAUUUAAAGCCCUAGAUCUGUGCCAAAAAAGAAAAUAUUUGAACAACUAAAAGGUGAAACGCUCCUCAGGAGGCUAGCUUGAUUCCCGUUUUCAACUAGAGGCACAGAGCAUGGAGAAUGAUGAACUUCCGCCAGAGGAUGGGAUGGAUUGGAGUGGGGCUGUAUCUAUUAGCAAGUGCAGCUGCAAUUUACUAUGUUUUUGAAAUCAAUGAAACUUAUAACAGACUUGCAUUGGAACAUAUUCAGCAACAUCCAAAAGAGCCACAAGAAGGAACCACAUGGACACAUUCCUUGAAAGCACGACUACUUUCUCUGCCUUUUUGGCUAUGGACCAUUAUUUUUCUAAUCCCAUACUUACAGAUGUUUUUGUUCCUUUAUUCUUGCACAAGAGCUGACCCAAAAACUGUGGGCUAUUGCAUCAUUCCUAUAUGCCUGGCAAUUAUUUGCAAUCGACACCAAACUUUUGUCAAAGCUUCUAAUCAGAUCAGCAGAUUACAACUGAUUGAUACAUAAAAUGAACACCUUUCUUUAAAAACUGCAAAUACUGUAUCAAGUUUAAUCACAAGACUGAGUUUUCAAGUUUACAGAGGAAGUUGUGGUUGGGCUGAGCCUUUCUUUUUGAAAUGUGACAAGGGGCAAUUUUUUUAAAAUGAAUUUUUAGAUAAUGGUAUAAAGUGCUUCAAUCAUGUUGACUUCAACUAAGGAUGUUAAUUAGAUUUUCUUUGGAAGCAAGAUCAUGUCAUUCCACCUAGAGCUUCUAAAGGACAUACAUCUAGAUUCUGAUUUUGUUUUAUUGUGCUAGGAAAUAAUGAUUCAGAAAUCUUUCCUUUUGGCAAAAAUGAAUAGAUAUGGACACUUCCUUUGUAUUAAAUGUAAAAAGUUCCUAACAUGACUAUAAAAUUUAAAUUUUGCAUAAA